AUGGGAUUUUUUCUUCAAGAUCUUCACAAAAAAAUUGCCGACCUUCAUGCUCAGCAAUUUGCUGGAUAUGCGCAUCCAAAUUCAUUUACUGUUUAUCGUGGUCAAGGGCUGUUGCAAAGACAUUUUGAUCAAAUGGUUAAAAUCAAAUGUAGACUUUUAUCAUUUAAUAACUUUUUGUCAACAAGUCUUGAUCGCGAAGUAUCUCUUGCGUUUGCUCGAAAUAACCAAAAUGAUUCCGACCUGAUCGGUGUACUCUUUGAAAUAACUAUUAAUCCAUCAACAUCGAAUAUUCCUUUCGCAAACGUUCAUGACGUCAGUUCUUUUAAGGACGCAGAAGAAAUUCUCUUUUCCAUGCAUUCCGUCUUUCGUAUUGGACUAAUGAAACAAGUUGGUGGAAGUAAUCGUCUCUGCCAAGUUGAUUCAACAUUGGCCCAUGGCAACGAUGUAGAGCUCCUUGGACUUACUGAACAGAUGCGCAAAGAGAUCGGUCCUGAUGCGGAAGGAUGGGAUCGUUUGGGUGUGUUGCUAAUCAAACUUGAGCAGUUCGACGAAGCCCAAGAGAUGUAUGAUAUCCUGCUAGAUCAAACAAUAAUUGAUGAGAAAAAGAGAUAUAUUUAUCACACUCUCGGAUGA
Rotaria sp. Silwood2 is the source of this 633-nucleotide messenger RNA. The record is from the annotation of a GenBank genome assembly. NCBI's taxonomy places the organism in Eukaryota, Metazoa, Rotifera, Eurotatoria, Philodinida, Philodinidae.